CCCUCUCCCCCUCCCUCCCAGCAGGGCACCCUGGCUGGAAUCUGGGUGAACGAACUGGGCUCCAAGAUGGUCCUGGAACCGCCCAAUGCCAAGGGCGAGUUCUCUGGCUCCUACCUGACUGCCGUCUCUGCCGCCCAAAAGCCCAUCUUGAAAUCGCCCCUGGUUGGGGUCCAGCAUGACCCCUCGAAGGAGGACCAGCCCACCUUCGGGUUCACUGUCAACUGGGCCUUCUCAGAUUCCACAACUGUCUUUGUGGGGCAGAGGUUUGUGGACAGCAAGGGCGAGGAGACCCUGGAGACGAUGUGGCUCCUGCGCGAGGAGAUGGACUCUGCUGGAGACAAUUGGAAAGCUACCAGGGUUGGCACAAACGUCUUCAGGCGAGAAUAAUGGCCAGGCUGGCCUGCCGUGUUUCCUCCUGGUGCUGGGCUGGUGUUGCCACGAGUCUCUGCUGCUGCCUGCUUCCCAUCUUGGAAAGAAAAAGCACUUCACUUGUUUCUCCUCCUCCUCCCCAGUCUCAGCUCUUGUGGGUCAGCCUGUCUAAGGGGGGUUUCUCCCCUUGUCCCAGGGGUUUGGUGAGCUGUAAUGCCCUUCGCCAGCAGACCAGCCCAUGUCCUCAUGAGUCCUCCCAGGCCACCCUGGCAGAAAAGGGAUGACCCAGCCUCCUUCCAUGCUGAGAAAACUGCGACUCAGCUCCGAAAAUCAGAGCCAUCGGCCCAAUGCCUGUUGGCCAGGAGAGACCGUCUAUCGCACCCCUCCCCCCUGGUGGGGGGGCCAGGGCCAUUCAGCUUUGGGGAGUGGAAGGCUCCCAUUCUCUCCCCUCUGCACCAGGUCUGCAAGCCGGUCCCGUUCCAGUUUGGAGGCCUGGAUGAGCCUGGACAGCAGCGGCCUAGCGGUGAGGACCGGGGGUGGGGGGAGGAGGAGAGGCUGUUGGUCAGUGAUGGAGAAAGGAAGUGGGAUAGCAUCAAACCAAAGUCCUGUCAGCUGAUAGGCUCCUUUUGAAUGCACCUGCAUAACACGCUUGCACCAAACCGUGAAUUGCAGCACAUGGCUAAAUCCAUUUUCUGGCCAUCUAUCAAGCCCCCCACCCCCCCACAGCUCCAUCCCAGGGUAAAGAGAAUGGUGGCUGCUGAUGUUUAGUGGGAGGGAAGGGAAGGGAAAGGAAGGGAAGCCAAUCUCUGUCCUUAACUGGCCUCAUAUCCAGGGAGUAAGGACCACCCCAUCUGCUGACCUCAUCUGUGCUGGCAGGGUAGGGGAGAGCAACAGCGGCAGCACGCUUUAGAGCCUCCUGUGGGUCUGGGAGGGGUGGAGAGCCCUUGGGGGAACAAUCCUUCCAUCUCAGCCAGCGGCCGGACACGGCGCAAGGGGUGCGGAUGCUCUUCCAUGGCUUGCCAGUGAACUGUAAUCUUUCCUAAGGCAGGAGGAGAAAGCUUUUACAUUCAUGGGGAAGGAUCGAAUUCACUGCUUGGGGUAAAUUCAAUUUUCAUCACAUGUAAUGUUGAAAUAUAUUGUGCUUCACCUAUAAUAAAAGAAAACAAUAAUCAGGUAUGAUAGUAAACAAUAAUACAAACAAAAUAAACCAGAAAAUAACUGAAGCCUAGGAAAAAAAGCAAAAAAAAAGAUCUACAAUCACGGGUCCCAAUGAUUACUGCCCGGCAGCACUCGCCCCCAUCGUGAUGAAAUGUUUUGAGAGGCUGAUGAAGGACCACGUUGUUUCCGGACUCCCUCCUUCGUUUGAUCCACUUCAGUUUGCUUUUCGGCAGGAUCGCUCUGUGGAGGAUGCCAUCUCCUCU
Molecule: messenger RNA, 1790 nt
Organism: Python bivittatus (Burmese python)
Lineage: Eukaryota; Metazoa; Chordata; Lepidosauria; Squamata; Pythonidae
Source: RefSeq, a predicted model, not a curated record